Closterium sp. Naga37s-1 is the source of this 1494-nucleotide messenger RNA. The record is from the annotation of a GenBank genome assembly. Lineage: Eukaryota; Viridiplantae; Streptophyta; Zygnematophyceae; Desmidiales; Closteriaceae.
AUGUACAUAUAUCCUCUAUCGCCUCCUGUUUCCCUCUUGUACAUCCCCUUGCCCUCUUGCCCAAUAGACAGUAGUUCCCUCUUCCACCUUCCGCCUUACCGCCUGCCCUCCUCUACCUCGUUUCUUUUAUACCUGUCUCCUCCCGUCACUCAUAUCCCCACUCCCCUCCUCCCCGUCCCGCAGAGCGAAGCACCUUCAUCACCCCACGCGGAUGCCCACAACGCGUCUUCUCCCCCUCUCUCCCACCUUCCGCUAUCCACUCUCAUCGCCAUUACCUCCUCCCUCCUCUCUCACCUCUCCCUCACAUACCACCUCAACCACCCUCACUCCUCUCCUCUCUCGGAUACCCUUUGCCCUGACCUCCUCCUCUCUCCCCCUCUACUCCCCUCCUCCCUCCCCUCAGCAACUGCCACCAUCCCCUCUCUACUCCACUCCCUCCGCUCCUCCGUCCCUCUCCCCUCUCUCCGCCAAAUCUACUCCAUCCCUCUCCUCCCCCCCCCUCCCUCACCCCCUCCUGCAUCCCCCACCCCUCUUUCCUCCCCCUCCUUCCGCUCCCAUCACUCACUCCACCUGCUCCUCGCCCUCCGCGCUACCAAGAACAAGCAACCCGGAAAUAUCUCCUCAGCUCCUUCAGCUGCUUCAGCCUCUGCAGCAUCAGUUCGGGACGACGGCAACUUGGAUUCUAGCAGCGGCGGCGACGAGAUGGGGAGAGCAUGCAGCUGGAAGCACAAGGAGUGCUGCAAUGGGCGGCACAGCAGUGUGAAUUCCAUCAGACGGAAACACAGCAGCGGGAAAUUUAGCAAUGGGAGGGACAUGAGGGUGGGAGGAGCAUUAGGGCUGGCUGGUAGCUGCACAGUGGAGCUUCUGGACCUGCAGAAAGGCAUUGGAGGGCUGGUGAAGCAGGAAGCUGUGCUUGCUGCUUCCCUUCCCAUCCCCGCUGCCUCUGCAUCUCUCCAUACCUCUCUCCGCCUGGGCUCCAGCUUCCCCCUCUCCCUGCCGUCUGCCCUCCUCUCCUCCCACUCGCCGGGAUUCUCCUCGUUUGAUCCCUCCCUCUGCUCACCCCCCUCCCCUUCCUCCGCAUCACCUGCAUCAUCACCCAGUGUUACAGCAUCUGCCAUCACCACUCUCUCCUUCGACCUGCCCUCGCCCCUCCGGAAUCUCCUCCUUCCGCACGCCUCUCAUCCGCUACUCCGCCCCUUGAAUCUGCCCUCUUUGCACGCGCACGCGUUUGUUGCCACUGUGCGAGGAGAGGAUAUGGGAGGGGUGGGAGGGAAACAGCAGAUCGAAUUUGUCAAGAUGCGGUCGAGGGGGGCUGCUUCAGAUUUUGUAAGCCAGCUUAUAGAGGGUAUCCAGUGUUCUGCUGGAGUAGGGCUGGUGUGUCCUACAUCGUUUGGGAGGGUUGAGGUGAAUUACUCCUGGCCCCUUUGUAUGAAUUUAGGAGAGAGCUUUGUGAAGCGUGGACUACAGGUAAGAUUCAACUCGAGUGCUGCUUGA